Messenger RNA from Apodemus sylvaticus (European woodmouse), 809 nucleotides. It is a transcript of the gene Mrps12, whose product is annotated as mitochondrial ribosomal protein S12. Gene Ontology annotation, molecular function: structural constituent of ribosome. Gene Ontology annotation, cellular component: ribosome; small ribosomal subunit. The record is from RefSeq and is a predicted model, not a curated record. Bases 136 to 555 code for a protein of 139 amino acids. Gene Ontology annotation, biological process: translation. Lineage: Eukaryota; Metazoa; Chordata; Mammalia; Rodentia; Muridae. The transcript has 3 exons.
GCAAUUAUCAGUGAUCCAGACAUCUCUCUCAUCUCUCCUCAGUUUCCCCUUCCAGUAUCCGGGCGAGGGCGGUUGUAUCCUUGGGGGCCUUCUCAGAGUGAGACUGAAUUUGCGAGGGACGCAGCAGGCGGCGAGAUGUCCUGGCCCGGACUUCUUUAUGGCCUCACCACGUCCCUCAGUCGUGGCCUAGCCCUGGCUCCCCAGCUCUGGGCCACCCGCUCCAUGGCCACCCUGAACCAGAUGCACCGCUUAGGCCGCCCGAAGGACCCCCCCAAGCGUCCAGGCCCCACAGAGGGCCGGCCCCAGCUGAAGGGUGUGGUACUGCGUACAUUCAUCAGGAAGCCGAAGAAGCCCAACUCCGCCAACCGCAAGUGCUGCCGAGUGCGUCUCAGCACCGGCAAAGAGGCUGUCUGCUUCAUCCCCGGGGAGGGCCACACCCUGCAGGAGCACCACGUGGUCCUCGUCGAGGGGGGUCGCACCCAGGACCUGCCUGGGGUUAAACUCAAAGUUGUGAGGGGCAAGUAUGACUGCGGCCACGUGCAAAAGAAGAAAUGAUCAUAAUCAUAAUUCACAGUGGUCUGGUACUGGAUCCUUGGUAACCGGUUCCUCCUGCUCGGGGACAGCUAGUCUUGGGCUCAGAUCUUACUGUGAUUCAGCAAGACUGCUAUUAACCUGCAAGAGUUCUGGAGGUGAAUUGGAAGGAAGGACCCCUGUGCCCGAUCCCUGGGCUUCCAUGUAUGGAACCUGCAGGUUGGCCUCAUGUGCUGGGAUGGAGGUUAUAAUAAACCUAUCUUCAGGUUGUGAUGUCA